Molecule: messenger RNA, 1450 nt
Organism: Aplosporella prunicola CBS 121167
Lineage: Eukaryota; Fungi; Ascomycota; Dothideomycetes; Botryosphaeriales; Aplosporellaceae
Exons: 2
Coding region: 123-1349 (408 amino acids)
Biological process (GO): transmembrane transport; nucleoside metabolic process
Cellular component (GO): endoplasmic reticulum
Molecular function (GO): catalytic activity
Source: RefSeq, a predicted model, not a curated record
GCAGCUCUUACCAGUACUCUUACGCUUAAGGUGCUGUCUCUGUUGUCCGAACAGCCGCGCUCUUCCCUGGUCCUGCCUUGACCAUCCCUUCCUCCGCGCUGUCGACGAGCAAUUCGCGGAAGAUGCGCUUCUCCACCAUUGCGGCCGGCCUUCUGGCGGCAGGCUCCUCUCUUUCAUUGGCAUCUCCCUUCGCGGCCGGGGGGUCUGUCGCUCGCCGAAGUGCAGGGGCUGGCAUUGCCAAGCCAAAGGUCUUCAUCAUCAGCAUGUUCACGCCGGAGGCGGACGUUUGGUGGGGGAUUCCGGAGUUCGACCUCCUGGCAAAGAACGUCACGGUCCCAGGUUUCUCGCCGCUGUUUCCCGAUGCUCAUUGCACGGCCAAUGGCGAGAUCUGUCAGCUGGUUACUGGCGAAGGUGAAAUCAAUGCAGCAGUGACCAUUGCUUCACUCCUCCGCUCUGGCCUCUUCGAUCUUACCUCUACGUACUUCCUGAUUGCUGGCAUCGCUGGCAUAAGCCCCGAGCUGGGUACGCUCGGCUCCGUCUCCUUCGCCCGAUUCGCCAUCCAGGUUGCGCUCCAGUAUGAAUUUGAUGUGCGCGAGGUUCCCUCGAACUGGAGCACUGGCUAUGUCCCUCAAGGCGCCAAGGAGCCACUCCAGUACCCUGUCGACAUAUACGGCACUGAAGUCUUCGAGGUCAACGACGCUCUUCGCCAAGUCGCCAUGUCCUUCGCCAAGAAGGCCAGCCUGAACGACAGCGCCACCGCUGUGGCCUAUCGCGCCAAGUAUGCUACUUCCGACCUGUACGCAGCCGGUGCGCAGGGCCCUAGUGUCAUUGCCUGCGAUGUUGCUACCAGUGACGUUUACUACAGCGGCACGAUCCUGUCAUCUGUCUUUAGCAACUACACCAAGGUUAUCACCAACGGCACGGGCGAGUAUUGCGCUACGGCGCAGGAGGACAACGCGACACUGGAGGCAAUGAUGCGUGGUGCUGCCGACGGCAUUGUUGACUACAGCCGCAUCAUCGUCAUGCGCACGGCGUCUGACUUUGAGCGCCCUUACCCUGGCCAGGCAACCAUUGACAACCUUCUGACGGUUGACCAAGGUGGAUUUGAGCCUGCGGUCCAGAACAUCUACCUUGCGGGCGUCAAGAUCGUCGAGGGUAUUCUGGAUGGCUGGAACAGCACGUUUGCUAGUGGCGUCAAGGCCACCAAUUACCUUGGAGACAUCUUUGGCACGCUUGGUGGUCAGCCGGACUUUGGACCGUACGGCCCUUCGAACCCGGCGCUGAAGAAGAAGAGUGUGAAGAGGAACGUUAAGGGCAGACGGAACGUGCCCGUCAAGGUCCGCUUGUAGGUGACGCAUGUAGUUAUGAAAUAGUGAAUAGUAUUUGUACUGCCCGGAUGCGUAAACAGUAAACAGUAAACAGAGAGCAGAGUGGUGGGCUAAGCGAGCUG